UUGGCUGGUUAGUUGGUUGAUGAUCAUUACUAUGCAUUCACUUGACAAAUAAACACAGUAGUAAACAGAGGUAAAUUAUUUUAACUUCAGUCAUCAUUGAUACACCAGUAAGACUGGAUCCAGUUUUUUUAUUUCACUAAUAAUUGUAUUUUGAGCAGCAUCAAGUACAUCAAGGAAUUAAAAUGUUCUGUGCAAUAGUACUGUUGACUUUGAUAACGAAAACAUUUGGAGGUGGUAUUGGUACAGCUUGGGACAUAUCACCAAGUAAAAAUAUUGAAUCAACAACAAAUCCAUCAUGGCUACGAGGUGAUUCAUCAGCAUUUGAAAUUCGUAGUGUCAGUGGAGUUGGUCAUCAUGAAGAAAGUACCCAAGAAUUUACUGAUGAACAAGUUACUAAAAAUCCUGUAUCAUCAAGAAAUUCCAAAGAGCUAGAUGACAUGGAAAAUGAUUAUACACCAGAAAUUCUAUUUGAUAAUCCAGUUAUUAAAAGUAUAUUUAGAACACCAAGAAAAGAACUUGAUGUAGAAAUAAUAUCAUCAGGAGCAUGGGAAAAAUCAAUAAAAUCAGAUAAUAAAUUAAAUAAAAAUCGUGGUUCAUGUCCUGAAAGUUUAGAAGAUAAUUAUUUUAAUAAUAAACCAAAUAUUCAACCACGUCAUCGUCGUGAUUUAACAGAUGAUACUAAAAUUGAAAAAUUAAAUGGUAAUAAAAAUGUACGUGAAGCAAGAAUGAAUAUACCAACAGAAACAUGGUCAAAACCAAUGUCAAUUGAAUUUCGUAAACGUACAAGUCUUGAUGGAUUAUUUAAAAAUGAAGAUACAGAAAGUAAAAUGAUAAAUCAUGAAGAACCACCACAUGUUGAUUUUAUAACAGCAAAUCGUAGAAGUUCAAUUGAAACAAGAGAAUCAAAAGAUUUACCAUUGCAUUCAUAUGACGAUGUGUCAUAUAAAAAUGAUUAUAAUAAUAAUUUUCGUGAUUCAAGAGAUCUUGAUAUGGCAUAUUCAAGAAGUUACUAUUAUCCAGAUCAAAUUAGAACUCAACGAGAAUUUAUGAUACAUGGAUUAAAUGAGCCAACAUUUUCACCAGAUCGUUAUAGAAUUGAAGACUUUGAUAUGUACAGAAAUCGUCCAACACCAAAACCAAAGAGAAUUAUUUACUAUGCAACAUUACCAGAAAUUGUAAGAAAACCAGUUGAUCUUAGAUCAUAUCCCCGACCAUAUGACAACAUGGGAAGAGCAUCAAUACCACCACCAAUCACAAGAGAUCCAUAUUACAAAAAAUUACCAAGUCCAAUUGAUUUGAGAUACAGAUACAGAAAUUAUCCAACUGCUUAUGAUUCUUAUGAUCCAUAUAUGAAAAGAUCAACUUAUUAUGAUCGACCUUAUGGACAUGCUUAUGAUCGUUUUGAUGAUUAUAAACACAGAGAACAAGAUGUUGAUCAUGCAAGUUUUAAAGAAGCACCAAGAGCUGAAAAUGAAUUGAGAAAAAAUGAUAAUGGAGAGAGUAGAUCAGAGGAAAAGUCACAAUGGCCUGUUCAAGUUGGAACUGAAGUUAAUAUCAAGGAUACAGAUAGAAAUACAAAUAGAAAAAAUUAUGGAUCACAUCAGGAAUUUGAUAGACUUCGGACAAGCUCAAGGAUCGAGCAGAGCAGUGAACAACCAUCUGGAGAUAACAGAAAUUAAUAUAUAUUUUUAAAAUAACUCUUAUUAUUAUUAGAAUGAUUAUUGUGUAAAUCUAGUGGACGGUGAAGGGUAUUUAUUACACAAAUUUAAAAACAUUUUUAUAUAAUUGUCAUUAAUACUUUGAAUAAGUUUUUUCAAUGGAAGAAUUGGCAGUUCUUGAUGUAUGUUGUUGGGUUUUUUUUUUAUCAAGUCAGACUUGAUUUACUAUUUAUUUAUUAUUAUCUUUGAUUACAUUUGACUGAUUGCAUGUAGAUGAAAAUUAAAU
This is a messenger RNA of Aphidius gifuensis, 1944 nucleotides long. RefSeq lists its product as uncharacterized. Bases 183 to 1679 code for a protein of 498 amino acids. The transcript has 2 exons. Lineage: Eukaryota; Metazoa; Arthropoda; Insecta; Hymenoptera; Braconidae. The record is from RefSeq and is a predicted model, not a curated record.